AUGAUUGGUGCUUUUGCAUCAGCUGCUGCCGAGAACGAUUUGAAUAUGGACUUCGCACUAGGUCCAAACCAGGGGGCAGGGGUACCAGUCCAGGAUCAGACAGCGCCAGGAUUGAGCACUGGGCUAGAGUAUGGACAUCUGAAUAUCAGUGGUGGACAGCAAUAUUCAGGACCAUUGCCUGACCCGGAUCUUUCAUAUUCAGGACGCAGUCCAGGCUACUGGGUAUUUCCAGACACGUCCGCAAGUCCAGCAACAUUGGUUGCUGCGGUAGCUGGGCAAACUACUCGCUCCACUAACAACGAAAUAUUCUUGAACCAAUCGACAAUGAUCGAUCUCACUGCUAUGGUCCAGGAUGGCAAUGUGAAUUUCACGGUGCCAGGAGUAGUCUCUGACCAGUGGAUCCUUUUUUCCUUUUGGCAGAGACGUACUGGUCAGUACGAGUCACGUCAAGGCUUAACAAACAAUUACCCAUUGACAUCGAAUGGAUCCUUCAUCGUGGACCACUUCAGUGCCGCGGGAGCGCAGCUGUCUACACAGUUCAUGGACCAAAAUGCCAUUACUGCUGGAGACUUUGAAACUGUCAGCAUGUACGCUUGGGAGGAUUCGGCAGAACUGGUGGCACCCCUCUUGUGGACAGACAAUUUCACUCAAUCUUUCCUUUCCAGACGUGGGUAUUCUCCUACAACUGCCUUACCAUUGUUUUUCACAUCCUAUCCUGCCCGUACAUUCUAUUAUGAUCAGCCAGACCAGGGCCAAAAAUAUGUCAAUGACUACUACCAGACCCUGACAGAAUGCUAUCUGGAAUACCUACAGACUUUCAAACAAUGGGCCCACUCUCGCGGCUUUCAGUAUUCUAACCAACCUUACGGUUUUCCUAUCGACUUCGUUGCAGCUUCCUCUGUAGCAGAUGCGCCAGAGUGCGAGAGGGGCGUGAAUAUGGCUCAAGCUCGUAUCAUGAGUAGUGAGACAGGGGCUCACUAUGGCCAAUCAUACUCCCUGACGUGGCCGACUUUGCUGUUGGAUGUUCGGUCGAAUCAUGCAGGAGGGGUGAACCUCCAAGUUUUCCACGGCUCACCCUAUAGUGGUAACUAUCCGAAUACGACCUGGCCAGGUUACACGGCUUUUAUCUGGGAGGGCUACUCAGGCAGUCAUAAUGUGCGCCAGCCAUCAUGGUCAAUGUACCCUUCCAUAAUUGAUCAAGUUGCAAGAACUAACUUUGUUCUUCAAAACGGGGUACCGCAAAUUGACCUGGCCAUUUAUCGUUACAGUUUCAGCACCGGUCUUGGGACCAUUUGGUCUGACCAGGGAUUGUACGACGCUGGAUAUACAUGGAAUUACAUAUCUCCUGCAAAUUUGGAACUGCCUACAGGUACUCUGACAGAUGGCGUUCUCGCGGCCCAGGGUCCUUCGUACAAGGCGAUCUUGGUGAAUAAUGAGAGCUCUAUGCCUCCAGCUGCGGCUGGAUACAUAUCGUCAUACGCGAAUGCUGGUUUUCCUGUUAUUUUUAUAGGGACGACACCAUCCUCCACUCCCGGGAAUAAUAUCACGGGUGACGCUUACGUUAAUGCCACCAUGGCAUCGAUCUUGUCUAACACGAAUGUCAAAAUUGUGCCUUCACAAAGCGAUGUCGUCUCUGCCCUCGAGGAAUUAAAUGUCUUGCCCUUUGUCAAUACCACCCUUUUGACUGUCCACCGAUGGAAUGCCACGGAAUUGACUCAUUAUGUCUAUCUCUACAAUCAAGGAGCUGCGUCAACGCAGAUCAUCACUUUUCGAACCGGAGAAGGGGUUCCAUUCCUUUUGGACUCCUUGACUGGUAGCAUUGAACGGAUUGCAGCAUAUACACAGACCUCCUUGACUACAUCGGUUGAAGUGAUUCUUACGCAAGAUGCAAUUGCUCUCAUUGCAAUUGGUCCACCCGACAACUUCAAUGGCAAUGGCGCUGGAUUGAAGACGCAUGCUGUCCCGAACCCCAGCCUCCAAGCUAAUGUCACCUACGGAGCAAAUUCUCUUGUCGUCAAAUCUUUCACAGGUGGCGAGAUGACGAUCAAUCUGUUCAAUUCAUCCACGGUAAACGUGACAAUCUCCAACCCUCCUGAACGCCAAACAUUGGACAUCUGGAACAUCACCAUUCACGGAUGGGAACCCACAGCCAACAUAUAUGAUGCAACCAACCACACGGAAACUAUAUAUCAAUAUGAUAAUUUCAGUGGGCCAGCGAUCAGUAAUUGGACUUCAAUCGAUCCGCAGUUGCGCAACGUAUCUGGGAUUGGCUACUAUAGGACCACCUUUGACUGGUAUGGCUCAACGACAGACGGCGCGAUCCUCGCUACGGGCCCAAUAUUUCAUACGCAGGGAGCGACCCUUAACGGCAGAGCUUUGGACCCCUUUGAGCUCUUCGACCCCUGGAUUGACAUCACAGGAAGUUUGGAAAUUGGAACCAAUGAACUAGAAAUUCAGAUAGCAACAACGCUUCAAAUCGGCUUCUGGGUCUUGAUUAUAACAUUGAAACGAGCUCGGCGUACGCAAMCCCGCCAUAUGCAUCUCGCUCAGGAGACUAUCAAACCUAUGGAGUUGGAGAUCCUGUGGUCAUACUUCCUUAUGCAAUGGCGGAAAUCCAAGUCUUAUGAGGAGGCUGUCGAUGAAAAAAAGCUAAGGGAAACUCUUUUAAAAUUUAUUACUUUCUAG
This is a messenger RNA of Talaromyces amestolkiae, 2685 nucleotides long. RefSeq lists its product as uncharacterized. The transcript has 3 exons. NCBI's taxonomy places the organism in Eukaryota, Fungi, Ascomycota, Eurotiomycetes, Eurotiales, Trichocomaceae. The record is from RefSeq and is a predicted model, not a curated record. Bases 1 to 2685 code for a protein of 894 amino acids.